Molecule: messenger RNA, 1638 nt
Organism: Hippocampus comes (tiger tail seahorse)
Lineage: Eukaryota; Metazoa; Chordata; Actinopteri; Syngnathiformes; Syngnathidae
Gene: mettl23
Product: methyltransferase 23, arginine
Exons: 5
Coding region: 132-707 (191 amino acids)
Cellular component (GO): cytoplasm; nucleus
Source: RefSeq, a predicted model, not a curated record
CCCAAAAGUCCCACAGUGACUCUUAGAACAUUCACCUUUGAGGAAACCAAGAACGACUCGCAUGAGUCGCUGAGUGUGUCCAUUCCUGAGGUUAUUGACUGUGCGGCCAGGUGUUGGACGCGCAAUAUGGCAUGUACGUGUGGCCCAGUGCAGUGGUGUUGGCUCAGUACAUCUGGAGCAGAAGAGCUGACGUGAAGGACAAGACCGUGCUGGAGCUGGGUGCAGGUGUGAGUCUUCCAGGCGUGCUGGCAUCCCGCUGUGGCGCCAAGGUCAUCCUGUCUGAUAAUGCCGACGCGCCGGCGUGCUUGGAAAACUGCAGACGCAGCUGUGAGGCCAAUGGUCUGCAUGACGUGUUAACAGUGCCUCUCACCUGGGGGGAAGUCUCCCCCGACCUGCUCCAGCUUCCACCACUCCACCUCAUCUUGGCGUCCGACGUUUUUUACGAGCCUCGGGACUUUGAAGACGUCCUGGUCACCGUGGUUUUUCUUCUGCGAAAGAACCCCAGCGCUCAAUUUUGGGUGACAUACCAAGAACGAAGUGCCGAUUGGAGCAUUGAGGCGCUGCUGCACAGGUGGAAGCUGGCCUGUGUGGACGUUGAUCUGGAGACAUUUGACGCCAAUACAUCUGAAUUGGCUGGAUCCAAUUUACCCGGCAACCACAGUAUUCAGAUGAUGAUUGUGACGCUCAAGACGGACAAGGACACAUGAAAGGCCACGUCCAUGUUUUUCCCCUUAGCAGAAAGUAACAAUGACAGCAAAUGGAAGGAAACAAAAGCCAAGCGGGUGCACCGUUUGGUUUUCAUCUAUGGAGCUUUGUUGGAUAUGUUGGAGAGGACGACAAAGCAAAGGUGUCCAUCAAAUGCAAAACGUCCCUUUCCGACAAGUUCAUGUCAAGUCGAUUUUGUUUCUAUAACCCUCAUUCAUGGGGAAAAUCUCUAAGGGUUUCACAUGUCCACAGUUGACAAAUAAUGACAUCCGUUGAUCUUUUAGCCUCCAGGAGGGCAAGGAAAAAUUUCCCCCCCAAAAACAUCUGGGGAGGGGGGAGAUGAGAAACCUUGACGGGGGUGAAGAUGGGAGAAUCCCCCUUCUAUGAUGACCAGGCUGCAAUGGCUGCUAAGUGGGCAACAUUUAACUUAAUAUGGUGCACAAUGUCAGUGAGAAUAAUAUUGUAUUAUUAUAAUCAUUCUAUAUGUACACUGCUGAGUGCAUUUGUUUCUUGCUCCCCCCCCCCUUUGAAUGAUGAAAAAGAUGACAUAAAGGUUGAUUUUGAAAUCACAAUUGAUUUGUGUCAUACAAUUAAAAUAUCCUCAAUUUUCCAGCAAUUUAAUUGCAGCCUUAAAGAAGCGUGGAAUUGCCAGUGUGAAGUUAACAUUUUUUGACCGUCAAACUCAUUCGAACGCAUUCAAAUCCGGUCGAACGAGUUUGCCUUUUAAAGGCAGUUCCAUGCUUCCGUUAUCUAGGUUGGGAAUUGUAAUACAUUGAGAACACGGAAUGUAAAUGGCUAAAUUGCGGUGCUUUUCUAUUGUUUCCUUUUUUGUCGACUUGUCUUCCCACGGACUUGCUGCACAAACACAAUAGUUUCUCUCGCAUGGAGAGUUUUAUCAAUUGCAUUGUGUGCAUUAAAAGAAUAAAAAAAGUU